Arachis duranensis is the source of this 1429-nucleotide messenger RNA. Its product is annotated as UPF0481 protein At3g47200-like. The transcript has 4 exons. Bases 1 to 1377 code for a protein of 458 amino acids. NCBI's taxonomy places the organism in Eukaryota, Viridiplantae, Streptophyta, Magnoliopsida, Fabales, Fabaceae. The record is from RefSeq and is a predicted model, not a curated record.
AUGGAAGAUGAAAAUCCUAAUGGCCUUGCAAUGAAGAUUAAAGCAAUGUUAGAGAAGGUAGAGCCUCUCUUUACAGAUAAAUGCUGCAUCUACAGGGUGCCCCAUGAGAUCCGCAGCUCAAAUGUAGAUGCAUACACUCCUAGAGCUGUUUCCAUUGAUCCGAGACGAAGAGCUUGGAAAGUUUUGAGUUGCGUGCAAGAGCUCGAGCCACAGGUUCGUGCUUGUUACUCAGAUGACAUCAAGCUAAGUAAAGAAGAACAUGUUAUGGUGAUACUGGUAGAUUGUUGCUUCAUAUUGGAGCUUUUACUCAGGUUCUUUUCUGAGGAGAGUAAGGAAGAUGAUUCUGUUACGAUCGAAACUCAUUCAACUGUUUCUCCAGACUCUCAACCCGAUCCUCCAUCGCACCUCCGCUGCGUGUGGAAACCAUUCACAGGAAGAAGCCCAGAUCGAACUUCUGAUACCAAUUGUUACGAUUUCUCUAUUAUCCUUACUGCUAGGACAGAAUUGAGUGUAGAAGAUAAGGAUUCUAUUUCAUUAUUCCCAUGGUUAGAUGAAUACUUAAGAUGGGAUUUGUUGUUACUUGAGAAUCAAAUUCCUUUCUUUGUUUUUAACAAUCUAUAUGAUCUUGCUUUCUCUACUUUAAAUGGUGGAACUGGCCACCCUUCAUUACUAAAGCUCAUUCUUGGUUAUUUUUUUGGUCCUUCUGAUGAUACUGAUUGGGAUAGUGGCAGUAUAGAACAUUUUACAGAUCUGUUAAGAACCUUUCACUUGAAACAAUCUAUAAGUCCACUUUCAAGGAAGAAGGAAACUCUGCCUUUCCUUAAAAGUGCAAUCCAGUUACAUGAAGCAGGAGUGAAGUUUAAGGUAAUAAACAAAAGGAGUCUAUGCUUACUUGACUUGAAAUUUUCAGGCCGCACUCUUGAAAUUCCACAGAUUGAAUUAGAGGAUAAAACUGAAAUUUGGUUGAGGAAUAUGGUGGCUUUGGAACAAUGCUACUAUCCUGAUGAGUCCUACAUCACUGAUUACACUGCAGUCCUUGAUUACCUUAUUAACACAGAGAAAGAUGUUGAUUUCUUGGUUAACAAGGGGAUAAUCAUCAAUUGGUUAGGUGAUAGCAAUGCUGUGGCUAAAUUGUUCAACGGUCUUGGGAAGAACAUUAUCCAUGAAACUUUUAAUGCCGAGUAUCUUCGUAUCUGUAAAGACUUGAAUGAUUUCUGUGAACAUCCUUGUCUCAGAAAAGUAGCAACUUUGAGGCGCGAUUACUGCAACACUCCAUGGAAGACGGUGGCUUCUGUUGCUGGAAUUGCUCUUCUUAUAUUAACUGUCAUUCAGACAGUAUGUUCUAUCAUCCAAGUAGUUCAAGGUUUCUCCAAGUAAUAUUUGCUAUAACAUCUUUUUGUAUUUUAAUUUCAUUGCAUAUGAUAUGGCU